AUGGACCAAAGAUUCUUAGCUAAGGCAAGACUCUUGCUGGCCAACAAAAACAUGGCCUAUUGCCAUACUCUCCUGGUAACCUUUCCAGGGCAAGGACAAAUCAAUCCAGCCCUUCAAUUAGCCAAAUCCCUACUCAAAAUGGGAGUCAAGAAAGUCACCUUUUCAACUAGUAUUUCAGCAACUCGAAGCAUGGUCAAACUAGCCGGUUCAUUGCCAGAAGAUUUAAGCAUUGUUCCUUUCUCUGAUGGCUAUGACAGUGGCUUUGCCUGGGGUUAUGAUGAUAUUGGAGAUUUUAUCUCUUCUCUGAUUUCUAAUGGUUCUCAUGCCAUUAAGGAACUUAUCAUGGCCAAAGCCAAUGAGUGCCAUCCGAUCACUCAUGUGGUCUACACUCCAUUCAUGUCUUGGGUACUUAAAAUUUGUUAUGAAUAUGGAAUUUCAGCCACCUUUUUCUGGAUUCAACCUGCUGCUGUUUUGGAUAUAUACUUCUAUUAUUUCAAUGGAUACAGGGAGAAAAUUGAAAACUUUAUGAGAGGCGAUAUCAUUGAAUUAACAUGGCUGCCAUUGCUCAGUGAUUGUGAUUUACCCUCCUUCUUGCUGGAUCCCUCCCCUGAAGUGAACAGGAUUGCUGUAAGAGAGCUGAAGGACCAUCUACAGCUGCUUGAAAAGGAAGAAAAUGCUACAAUUCUUGUAAACAGUUUUGAUGGUCUAGAGUAUGAGGCUUUAAGGGCUAUGAAGAAGUUUAAAAUGAUGGCUAUAGGGCCUUUAGUCCCUUCAGAAUUUUUGGAUGGUAAAUAUCCUUUGGGUGUUUCUUUUGGAGGUGAUAUGCUGCCUACAUUGAAAGAUUAUGUCAAAUGGAUGAAUUCGAAGCAUGAGGGAUCUUUGGUUUAUGUAGCAUUUGGGAGCUACUCAGAAUUGUCUAUGAAACAGAUGGAGCAGAUUGCACAUGGUUUGUUGGAAAGCCAGAAGACAUUUUUGUGGGUGAUUAGAACAUCAUAUAGUGGUGAGAAAUUGGAGGAGAAGUUAAGCUGUAAAGAUGAAUUGGAAAAGCAAGGAAUGAUAGUUCCAUGGUGUUCACAAAUGGAGGUUCUAUCACACCCUUGUGUGGGAUGUUUUGUGACUCAUUGUGGAUGGAAUUCAUCUUUGGAGAGUAUGGUUGCUGGGGUACCCGUUGUGGCAGUUCCACUUUGGAAUGAUCAAGCUACAAAUGCAAAGUUUAUUCAAGAUGUUUGGAAGAUUGGUGUAAGAGCUAUUGCAAAUGAUGGAGGAGUUUUUGAGGCUAAUGAAAUUAAGAGAUGCAUAGAGCUUGUCAUGGAUGGUGGAAAGAUAGGUGAAGAAAUGAGAAUCAAUGCUAAAAAAUGGCAGGGCUUGGCUAGAGAAGCUGCCAAAGAUGGAGGUCCAUCUAACAUGAAUCUUAGGACAUUCGUGAAUGAGCUUGGAGAUGGUGUUACUAAAACUACUAUCUGA
Molecule: messenger RNA, 1464 nt
Organism: Coffea arabica (coffee)
Lineage: Eukaryota; Viridiplantae; Streptophyta; Magnoliopsida; Gentianales; Rubiaceae
Product: UDP-glycosyltransferase 75C1-like
Molecular function (GO): quercetin 3-O-glucosyltransferase activity; quercetin 7-O-glucosyltransferase activity
Source: RefSeq, a predicted model, not a curated record